AGGAGGCGCGCUCCACUAUGUGCACCAACUACCAUUCGCGUGAAAGAACCCAGAAAGUGAUGCACAGAGGUGAUAGAACAGCAGCACGGUCGAUAAUAGCCUAUAAUAUAGGAGGAAUAGUGAUUUUGUUUUUUAUGCUUUAUUGAUACACAUCAUCAUGUAUCCAGACUCGAGCCCAAACUACAAUGUCUCGAGCUCGUCCAGCAGCAGCAGCAGCAGCAGCAGCACGAGAAGCAGCAGUUUAGCAUCGCCUACCGGAGACAUACCCGCGUGCAGUCAGCGGUCUGAAAGCUCACUCACGAGCGCAUCAUCAGUAGACAGCAGUACGUCUCAGACUGUCUGCGGUGAAACAGACUGUCCACGGCAGUCUCCCUUUGUUCCUACAGUGACUGCAAUCUCAGCCUUCUCGGAUCUGCAGUGGAUGGUCCAACCGACCACCGUCAUCUCAGCAUCUGCCUCCCCCUCCUCCCCCUCCAGCGGCGCAAAGCCUACAAGAGCUCAUGGCGCAACCCAGUCAUCUUCAAGAGCAGGAGGGAGCAAGGAACAAUCCACCAACAAGAAAGGGAAAAAACAGGCUACAUCGGAAGAGGAUGAGAGGAGGAAGAUCAGGAGAGAGAGGAAUAAAGUGGCCGCGGCCAAGUGUCGCAACAGACGGAGGGAGCUCACCGACACCCUGCAAGCCGAAACUGAUCAGCUUGAAGAGGACAAAGAGGCCUUGCAGACAGAGAUAGCCCACCUCCUGAAAGAGAAAGAGAGUCUGGAACAGAUCCUAUCCGCCCACCAGCCAGCCUGCAAACUAGCCGCCGCUGAAGACAACAACGUGGAAGAAGACAUCGAUGAAGACAUCGACGAAGACAUCGACGAAGACAUCGACCGCAUGCUCCAGGACCCUCCGGAUUCCCCCCAGCUGCUCUCCAUCUUGGAGAACGAAGACAAACUCCAACUCCCAGAGGGAAAUGCAACACUAGUGACUGUGUCCGACACUCCUUUGCUUCAGGACAUGGAAACUGUUGUGGUUCCUUCGAGCAUCUCCAUCUCUGCGUCGGCCAUCUUGGGUAACUCCAACAUCCUGCUGUGCUCCAGCGCUGAGGAAGAACCCAUGGAUGACCUAAACUUCGACCACGAUGCCUUAGACGAUCUGGUCCCUAGCCUGGAACUCAACAUGGCUGUGGCCCCUCAGAACGCCCCGUCUGUCCCCGACAUCGACCUCCUCGGGGGCCCCUUUUGCCUCUCAGACUGGGAGACUCUGUACAAGUCGGUGUCCAACAAUCUGGAGCCUCUCUGCACCGCCACGAUGAUGUCUUCCAGUGACAGUCCUACCUGUAGCAGUUACCGCUCUGUGUUUAGUUUGAAUUACUCCGAGAUAGACUCUUUGGCGGGGACAGGAGUUGCAACUCCAGCUCUGAGGCCCUCAAAGGAGGUGUUGAUGGUAGAUCUGAUUUGAUGAACUUUGAACUCUCCCACACUGUUGACUUUGUGACACUGUUAUGGGACUGGUGGGACAUAUACACAUAGGGCUGGUUUCCCCACACACAGAUUAAGCCUUAGUCUUCGAUUAAAAAGCAGUUGUUCAAUGACGAUUCUCCUUUGAAAGUGCUUCUUUAGUCCAGGACUAGGCUUAAUCUGUGUCUGAUAAACACGGCCCGUGAGUUUGAUAUUGAACCAAUAAGCGAUGGUCUAUUCAUCUACCCCCCCCUGAUGUUUUGUUGUGCUUGCUAUGAUGUUUUGUUAACAUUUAACCUUUAGCACCAAAUUAAAUGGUUACUGUGACUGUAACAGUAUCAACAUCUUCCAUAUAUAUAUAUAUAUAUAUAUAUUGGUGCACCUGUGGGGCUGUUCACCCUCUUUAAAAAGAUAUAUAUUGUUGUCCUUUGUAUCAAAAUUAAAUGCAUGCAAAAUCUUACAAUUUCAUUAAAAAGGGGUGCUAUAUCUUUGUUUUUCCAUCCUUAAAUAUACAUGUGAAACUAGAGUGUGGUUUGUGAGGAUACUGAUAUCAGAUUGUGUCUUAUUAACAGGUGAAAUUACAGUUUGAGUAAUGUGGACCUCAUUUUACUGUAAAGUGACAUUUCUUUCUGGUUUUCCAUGAAAACAUAGUGUUAUGUAUUUUAUCAAGAUGUAUUUUAUGACAUAGUUUAUUUUUUUACCUUAAAAAGUUUCGACUAAUUGUUGUUAAGAUGCAAAAAAAUAAAUAAAUAGAACACAGACAAAUAAAAUAAUAAAACUGGGA
Messenger RNA from Salvelinus fontinalis (brook trout), 2227 nucleotides. Its product is annotated as protein c-Fos-like. Gene Ontology annotation, cellular component: nucleus. The transcript is spliced from 4 exons. Gene Ontology annotation, molecular function: RNA polymerase II cis-regulatory region sequence-specific DNA binding; DNA-binding transcription factor activity, RNA polymerase II-specific. Bases 158 to 1444 code for a protein of 428 amino acids. Gene Ontology annotation, biological process: regulation of transcription by RNA polymerase II. The record is from RefSeq and is a predicted model, not a curated record. Lineage: Eukaryota; Metazoa; Chordata; Actinopteri; Salmoniformes; Salmonidae.